This is a messenger RNA of Bacidia gigantensis, 1041 nucleotides long. RefSeq lists its product as uncharacterized. Gene Ontology annotation, biological process: L-aspartate catabolic process; biosynthetic process. The record is from RefSeq and is a predicted model, not a curated record. Lineage: Eukaryota; Fungi; Ascomycota; Lecanoromycetes; Lecanorales; Ramalinaceae. Gene Ontology annotation, molecular function: L-aspartate:2-oxoglutarate transaminase activity; pyridoxal phosphate binding. Bases 1 to 1041 code for a protein of 346 amino acids. The transcript is spliced from 2 exons. Gene Ontology annotation, cellular component: mitochondrion.
AUGAAGGUACUGGAAUCAAAUCUUGACAAAGAGUAUGCCGGUAUCACUGGUGUCCCAAAGUUCACACAGGCCGCAGCUACGCUAGCCUACGGUCAAACUUCUUCCGCACUCAAUGAGGGCAGGGUAGCAAUAACUCAAUCAAUAUCUGGAACUGGUGCUUUACGGAUAGGUGGUGCUUUUCUCGAACGAUUCUAUCCCUCCGCCAAGAAGAUAUACAUUCCUACGCCAAGCUGGGCAAAUCACAAUGCGGUUUUCAAAGACUCUGGGCUGGAAGUCGUCAAAUAUAGGUACUACAACAAGGAUACGAUCGGUCUGGAUUUUGAUGGGAUGAUCGCAGAUCUCAAGUCCGCUCCCGAGGGCUCUAUCUUCCUUCUGCACGCAUGUGCACACAAUCCUACUGGGAUUGACCCAACGAAAACACAGUGGACACAGAUCAGCGAUGUAAUGAAGGAGAAGAAGCACUAUCCGUUCUUCGACAUGGCCUAUCAAGGUUUUGCUAGUGGCGAUAUUGACAAGGAUGCAUUCCCCAUCCGACAUUUUCAAAGCGAAGGCCACCAAUUCUGUCUAGCGCAGUCCUUUGCUAAGAAUAUGGGUCUUUACGGUGAGCGCGUUGGCGCGUUCUCAAUUUGCUGUGACUCGGCAGAUGAGAAGAAGCGGGUUGACUCCCAGAUUAAGAUCUUAGUACGGCCGCUGUAUUCGAACCCACCGGUUCACGGUGCCAGAAUUGCUGGAGAAAUUCUCAAUGAUCCACAACUCUACAGCCAGUGGGAGAAGGAAGUCAAAGGCAUGGCAGACCGCAUCAUCAGCAUGCGUGCUGCAUUGAAGAAGAAUCUCGAAGAUCUGGGCAGCAAGCACGAUUGGUCUCAUAUCACGAAUCAAAUUGGAAUGUUUGCAUAUACAGGAUUGAACUCAGAACAGAUGACACGAUUAGCUGAAGAGUUCUCUGUUUACGCAACCAAAGACGGACGCAUCUCUGUCGCAGGCAUAACCUCUCACAAUGUCACGCGCCUAGCCGAAUGUAUCUUUAAGGUCACCGGAUAA